This is a messenger RNA of Sardina pilchardus (European sardine), 945 nucleotides long. RefSeq lists its product as uncharacterized. The record is from RefSeq and is a predicted model, not a curated record. Gene Ontology annotation, molecular function: protein binding. Lineage: Eukaryota; Metazoa; Chordata; Actinopteri; Clupeiformes; Clupeidae. The transcript has 3 exons. The coding region runs from base 1 to 945 and encodes 314 amino acids.
AUGAGCAAGACAGCAGAAUUGUCCAGUUUCAUCAUGAAGACUUGUGGAGCUCUACUGGUGCUGCUGUGCUGCUGUUUGGCUGAGACACAGCUUACAGGAGACACCAUCAGUGACAAUGACAUCACUCACCAGGGCCACUAUGGUGAAGCAGAGACCAGAGAAAAGGAGGUUAUGGGUGCAGCACAGAGGACUGAAGAUGCAGCCACAGCCUCCACCCAACAAACCUGCCAGCCUGACAUCCACACUGUGCUGAGAGAGAUGAGUGUCCUGGUGACUGAGCUGAGGAUGGAGCUCAGACACACCAAGACACAAAUGGAGGCCAUGGAGAGCAGACUGAGAGUCAGUGAGAAUAAAGCAGAGACUAUGGAGUCCAGACUGAGAGCCAGUGAGAAGACAGUGGAGGCCUUGGAGGUCAGACUGAGAGCCAGUGAGAGUCUGGUGGAUCGACUAAAGAGUGAAAAUAAGGCUCAGUCCAUGAAUCUUAACCUCACUGUGAGUCAGGUGGAGGAGCUGAGGAGGGAGAGAGAGGAGAGGAGGGUUUCUUUCUCUGCCUCACUGCUGGCAUCUGGUAGCGCAAAUACAGGACCUUUUUCAGUAGCAACUCCCCUGGUCUACAGACACAUCUUCACUAAUGUAGGAAAUGCCUACAACCCAAACACAGGUGUUUUCACAGCUCCAGUCAGAGGGGUGUACAACUUUGUUUUGUUUGCAACCAGUUAUGGUCAUGCAUCUGCACCUAUGGGAGUUUCUCUUCAUAAAAAUGGAGAGCAUGUUGUCCUUGCCUACAGUCGUCACACAAGCGGCUAUAAAGAGGGAUCUAAUGGAGCCUCUCUGCUGCUGGAGGUGGGAGAUGUGGUCUAUGUGAAGUUGUGGCCCAAUGGUUGGGUGCAUGAUAGUUACAACCACCUCACCACCUUCUCUGGCCAUCUGCUCUUCCCCAUGUGA